UGGAUAUUGGACCCCGCGCACUACUCAAACAAAUUUCGAUGGGUGGAGAUGGUGGUAGUAUACCCCGUCGCGAUGAUCUCGUCAAGCCGAAAAAGAAACAGGAAGUUGCUAAUCGUGAGGCGGCCAACAUGGCACUUUGGAAGCAUUGUGCACUUACACAAGAUCCUCUCCGCCAACCUGUAGUUUCAUGUCUGCUUGGGAAACUUUAUAACAAAGAGUCAGUUAUCAACAAACUACUGACCAAAACAAAAGGUGAUGGAUUUUCCGAUCAUAUUAAAAGGUUGAGGGACGUGAAGGAAUUACGUCUGAGUUCAACGUCGUCGCCAGAGGGUAGCCAGGAACCUCAGGUAUUCUACUGUCCGGUAACAGGCCUUGAAAUGUCAGGAGUCUACCCUUUUAUUUAUCUUUGGAGCUGUGGCUGCGUUUUUUCCAAGAAGGCUCUCACAGAAGUUAGUAGCAACUUAUGUAUGCUGUGUGGAACAGCAUUUUCUCCGGAUGAUAUUGUUCAAAUAAAUCCACAAACUAAGGAAGAAAUCGAGGCUGCGAAAAUGCGACUGACCAGUUUCCAAACAAAUCUAAAGAAUCGCAAAAGAUCUUCAGUCAACUGUAUUUCUGAAAAGUCACAGUCAAGUGAAGGAAGGAAUAUUCCGACGAAAAAACCAGCAAUAUCGUCUGAAGGAUUAGAAGACACGAAAAAAACGGAACCAUCGUCAGAAUCUGAAAAACCCAUCUCAGACCCACAACCUCCAGUAGAAACUUGUAGUGCUAGUAAAUCCAUUCAAGAAGAUCCCAGUGUGAGCUCUGUGUAUAAAUCACUGUUCAAUACAUGUGAACAAGCAAAACGUCAGCCGAAAUCUCACUGGGUUACUUUCAAUCCAUUAUAUUUCAGAUAAAUUCUUUUAUCUUAUUUAACUUCAUUGUUUUUCUCAUUAAUUGUGUACAUACUGAAGUAUUUAUAUACUCAUCUCGUUUCAUGAUUUUGUUAUCAGUAAAUGAAAGCCAAGUAGUUUUGUGUUGUCUUUAUGAAUUGGAUAGAGGCCAUGACAUUUGCUAUUCCGACAAAAAACUAAGAUAACGUAGUUUAUGUGAAACGCGUUAUGUAUUCGCACCGCGCAUUUGAACAAUCCAAUCACUCACUUGUCAUGUCUAUUUACAUGAAAUAUAACAAAGAGUAAAUGGAUUAAAAAGAUAGUGGAUGCUAGCAAAGGGUCAGCUUAUUAGUUUAGACGUUAAAUGAUAAGUGGAAAGGGAAAAAUAGUAUUUUAAUAACCCUUGGUAUUAAAGCUGUUACAAAUGGAGAUUUAAUGUCAUAACAAAUUGCUUUUUAACACAAUGCUGGUCCAAACUUCUUUAUAGCUAAGGCUUCGACAAAAUCGACUGUUUCAAGAAUCUAGUUGUUGUACUUUGGCUUCUGUAUUCGUUUAAAAUAGUCUUGUCAGUAGACCUGCAGUCUUAGGGUUAAGCUAUACUCGAGGCGGAAACAACAACUAGCCGAAUUUGCAUGAUACUGAUGUCAGCUAACCAAUCUUUCGUAUUUGCUAUAAUUUGAUCAGUCUGCCUAUUCCUUUUUGACUUUGUACAUUCUGGCAAGUAAUUUCUUUUAGUGGAAAUGUCGUCAAAGGGCUUCUAUCCCCUCGGAAUUAAUUGGUUCAAUGAUAAUAGUGUUAGAAUAGGAUUUUCAUACGCUGGCAGAGUCAACGUCCUCAAUAAUGGAACAUGAAAACUUUGACUGGACAUAACAACAUACCGAACUGGUCAAAGAGAUAGUGGGAUAUUUGCUAAGAGAAUGGAGCUGCAUAUCAAGGCGACUGACUAUCAACUAUCGGGUUCGAACCCCACCCUAUAUAAUCAGAGCCAGGUAGCACCACGUAAUAGGUUUGACUCGUUGCUUAGUACACGAGCCUGCACAAAAGGGUUAAACUUUAUGGAUGUUUCUUCCCUCUUAAUGGUGGUCACUCAAAAUACCUCUGAUAUUGUUUUACAAUUGUUCUGUUACAGCAAAUAAUCUGAUAUUCCUAAGUUGCCAAGUAAGACCGUUAGUUACUUUUCUUAUGCAGAUUGUCAGUAACCGCUCGAUAACUAUAUUCGCGUGAGGUUCAAAAUAUUUAGGGUACUCUUUGAGUUUAAACCUCGUUAAAAGUAAUCUUCAGCUAGAUUAGCAUUUAAUUGCACUGCUGUCAGGAUCUGCACUUACUUGGUGUAGUUGAUGGGGCUCUAACCAGAAUGCCAUAGGUCCGAACCCAACUCCACUUACCCAGGUUUGAACAACCGGAUAGUGUCAUUAGCUCAUACACAAUAGGUGUGACUCGUUGCUUACUGUGUGAGGACUGUCGAGUGCAUUUCAGUAUCAGGACAAAGUACGUAUUCUAACGCAGUAAUGGCGUCAGUUUUUUCAGAUGUGUCGUCCUUGUGCCAUUCAUAUGUAGAAGACUGUGGAAAGUCGUAAUAUUAAUCUCUGUAUUCAUCUGAAUGCACACUUUGAUUUAUUCAACUAUUUGGUCCUCAGGAUCAUUCAUUAAUUGUUCGGAUUCCUUUCAAGAGACUGGCUAGUUUCAAGUGCUUCAAUGACUCCAUGUUAAGUUAUGUGGAAUGAACUUUAUUUUUCAAUUAUCAUUCCAUUUUCUCCCGUCUAAAAUUUCGUCUUUUGAAUAUCAUUCGCUAUAAAGCUGCGACUGUUAUUUCUUACUUGAUUUCUCAGAUAGUGACUUUGCUUGUAGUUAUAUUUUUCCUUAGGUAAUACACUAAAUUUACUUUUCAGAAAUGGCAUUGACUUUCACUGUCAACGUUCGGUGGGGAAUAUAUCAGUAUCUGUAACAACAUGGUACCGUCUAGAAUAUCGCAUAGUCGCAAAGUAGGAUGAACAUAAUGCCAUAACUAGGUAGUUGUGUCGGAAGUUUCUGAUUUUAAAUCGUUGACUAGUACUUCAAUUUUCAUUGGGAAAUUCCACUUAGCAUCCAUAAUUAACAUGUAUCAUAUGUAAGGUGGUGGUAGUGUUUUAAACUAGUUUUUAUGUGCAAGUGUUACAACUAUGCGAAACGGAGUUGACAUCAUAGUCUUAACCCUUUAUAAAUAGUUGUGAUAUUUGUAGCAAUAGUUAUGGACAAGUUUCUAGUAUAAGAUUUACCAACAAAAUGCUGUUUAUGCUCUUUGGAUAUGUAGUAAACCAGCCUUUAAUAAUGAUGACUACAUAGAGCGUGACUUUUAAUCACCACUGAUAUGAUCACCAAGUGAAUGGUGUUGACAUCUGGUUUUUGACUGUGAUUAAAGAAACUAAACUACAGAUACAUCAAACGGGUCGAAUAGUUUAGUGGUAACAUCCCUUUGAUUUCAGCAUUGAGUGACACGGAUUCGAAUCUCACAGAAGACAUUAGCUCUAAGAUUGCCGAUACACCUUACUUACGAGUGCCGACAAACACGAAACCUAGGUUCAGGGCUUCCUACCGAUCGCCUCGGACUAACUGGCGUCUAUUAAAGUUCCCUACAAUGGCGUCUCCUAGCUUGGUGGCCACAUUACGAAAUGAUAGAUAGAAUUCCGUCAGCAAUCAAGACUAGACAACACUGAAUGAGUUACUCUUGAGUGACGAAUACAUAUAAAUGCAUCAGACAGAACUUUCCAUAAGAAAAUACUACUUUGAUCACUGAUGCAUCAAAGUAGAUCCAGUUCACCGAUUUAAUCUUUGUUUACGACACUAAAAUCAUUAGUUAACACAGUACACUUGAAUUAUUAAUGCCAACAAAACCCGGAUAGUUAUGUAUCAUUACUGCUGAGUACAUUAUGUAUACAACAUAAUAAACCAAACUGUCACUUAUUUGCUUUAGAUGUGGCGAAGAUAGCUACAAACGAUUCAUUAGGUAGUAAAAGUCAACAAAGGAUAAGAACAAAUAUUUCCUCGUAUGCGCUUCUCGGUUGUAGAAUACUCCUUUUCCAGGUUUUCUGAUAAAUAGUUUUCUACUUCUAUGACUCCACAAAGUUUACCAGAUGGCUACUGAAAAUGUUCAUGAGAAAAUAUCGAAGUUACGUGAAACAAUUGGGCACUACAGUAGAAGGUAACUCCAUAUUAGGCAUGUUUAUCUGAUAAAGCACACAGUUACACAAUAUUAUUGCCUAAUAGGUCAAUGUUAGGCCAUCAAAAUGAAAUGCUCUAGGUUUCUGCGUUUUUCUGUCAAACUGGCCAUAGCGAAUGCACUAACCGCUUUCCUGAAAAACUCUACAAGAAAACGUUAAUAACCAAGACCAUUUUGAAAAGCGUUUCGUAGAAAUCACCAUUCUCUGACAUAUCUAACACAAUCAUAUUGAAAUAAAAUCACAAUUCACUGAGGCUAAAUGUAACAUUUCACUAAGAGAACAUGUUUUAUACGAACUACAGAUGAAGGACGUGUACAAUCCACAGAAUACGAAGGUACAAUUGCGAAACAGUGUCAAGAUGAAAAAGUUUCCCAGAACAGCCAGAGGAAUACGUAUCUAACUUCUCCAGUACUUAAAUAUCUACCAUCCAAAUACAAGCAUCAUCACUUGGCCCAAAGUUCGGCUACAUCUCAUCGUGUUCUGACGACCUUCAUAUCAAAACCCAGUUUGAAAGUUUAAUCAAUCCAACAAACUUCUUUCAGAUUCUAACAAGAGUCUAAAACAGCUGAGGUCAACAAUUGUAAACUAUUGCAAUCAGGAUAUUGAUACAAAACCAAGUAUUAUUAUAUUAUAUUAUUAUUAGUCCCUUGGGUUCCUAAUGGAAUAUAGGGCUUCACUAGCACGUCUCCAGUGAACUCUGUUCGCCAAAAUCUUUUGAACCUGACUCCACGACAGCCCACAACCUCUCAUUUCCUCCUCGCACCAUCUUCUCCAUCUCACCCUCACCUCGGACAUCCAACUCGUCGCUUCCCAUCGGGGUUCCACUCGAGAGCCUGGCCUGAAGCGUGAUGUCCUCAGUCGGCCUUCUCAGUGCAUGCCCAAUCCAUCUCCACUUCCUCCCUCUGCAUAUUUGUUGCGUGAUAGGUUGUUGGUUGGUUCGUUCCCAGAGCUCCUUGUUGCUUAUUCUAACUAUUCUGGCCAUCUGACCUUCAGUAGCGAGCCAGCGUAAGCAGUUGUUGAUGAAUGUCUGUAGUUUAUUGGGAAUGCCUUUCGUAACGCGCCAAGUCUCUGAACCAUCACACAGAAGCACUGACUUGACGUUGGUGUUGAAAAUCCGGAUCGUGUUUCACAAGACCGAGUACUUGUAGAUUAUUAUAAAAUGAGCAGAGAUCCUAACUAAACGACUUCACAAAGAAAGAUUUUCUGUUGGUCCGUCACAUUAAAGGUUCUAGUAUCUUCCUCAUGGACCGAUAUGAUUAUGUUGCGAAGUUGUAUUUCAUAUUAUCAAGUGAAAGUAAACUUCCAAAAGUUACUGUUCAGAAGGAUAUAACUGAAUAAACUGAGCAGAAGCUGAUCAAUAUCCUC
Heterobilharzia americana is the source of this 5431-nucleotide messenger RNA. The record is from the annotation of a GenBank genome assembly. Lineage: Eukaryota; Metazoa; Platyhelminthes; Trematoda; Strigeidida; Schistosomatidae.